Messenger RNA from Pelmatolapia mariae (spotted tilapia), 2404 nucleotides. Its product is annotated as zinc finger protein 239-like. The record is from RefSeq and is a predicted model, not a curated record. Gene Ontology annotation, cellular component: nucleus. The transcript has 2 exons. Bases 52 to 1200 code for a protein of 382 amino acids. Lineage: Eukaryota; Metazoa; Chordata; Actinopteri; Cichliformes; Cichlidae. Gene Ontology annotation, biological process: regulation of gene expression.
UCGUAAACAGCAGCGGCGCAGGCGCUAGCAGCGUUAGCUGCUGGAGGCAGGAUGUCUUCAGCUCAGUGUUUUCCUCCUGCUCAUGGACUCUGUCAGACGGAUGUGGAGCGAACCUUCGUCCGCUGUCAGGAGGAGCUGCUGGACAUCAGCUGGAAGCCUGAGAUAAAGUUACACAGAAUCGAUCUUCUGUGUGUCAGUCAGAAUGAGGAAGAGGAGCUCUGUAACCAGGAGAGAAACUCCAGUCCGGACCAGGAGGAUCCAGAACCUCCACAAAUCAAAGAGGAAGAGGAAGAACUCUUCAUCAGUCAGGAGGGAGAGCAGCUCCUACUAAAGGAGGAGAUCGAUACUUUUAUGGUGACUCCUGCUUAUGAGGACAGUGACCUCAGCGAGUCAGAAUCAAACUGUGAUCAGCUCCUCUCUCCCAGCUCUCCUGAAACUGAGAGCUUGAACGAAGGAAGCUUUGAUGUAGCCUCAGGAUCAACUAGAAAUGCAGAGCUGAAACCAAAGCAGAGCCAUCACAGAAACAGUGACAGCAGUUUAGACUCUGUCAGUAAAUGUGACGUUUGUGGGAAAGACUUUCAGGAUGACGGGAACCACCACAGAACCUCAGAGAAGCCGUACGCUUGCAGCACCUGCGAGAAAGAGUUCUAUCAGCUUUAUAUAAUGAAGUAUCACCAAAGCGGCGUCGCAGACGAAAAGCCGUUUUCUUGUGAAACAUGCGGGAGAGGAUUCCGAGCUCGAGAUAAAAUGUUGAUUCACAUGAGAAUCCACACAGGCGAGAAGCCCUACCUUUGUAAUGCCUGUGGGAAAAGCUUUUCUCAGUCAUCGGCGUUAAAACGGCAUGCGUUAAUUCACUCAGGAGAGAAGCCGUAUUCCUGCAAAAUAUGUGGGAAAACCUUCUGUCAGAGUAGUGAUUUGACCGUCCACAGCAGAAUCCACACGGGUGACAAACCGCACAUCUGUAAGAGCUGCGGGAGAAAGUUCUCUGACGCUUCAGCGUUCAAACGGCACACGGCGAUCCACACGGGCGAGAAACCGUAUUCCUGUAAACUGUGUGGAAACAGCUUCAGGCAGAGUGGCCAUUUGCUGCGACACAUGAAGAUCCACACAGGCCAGAAGGACUACUCUUGUACAAUAUGUAGCAAAAGUUUCACUCAAAGCGGCGGUUUGAACGUCCACAUGAGGAUUCACAAUAGAUAGAGACCGUACUCUUGCAAAGUGUGGGAAAAGCUUCAUCAAUCGUCGUAACGUGUCUGCACACAUGAGAAUAUAAACGUGCAGGAGAAGGAGUAGUCCUGCCAGACAUGUGGGAAGAGUUUCACUCAGAGUGUUACUUUUACAGCCAACAGACUCUCAGGAGGAAAGUCGGGCCUGUAAUGUCUGAGUGGAAAAUACGUCUGGGAACAGAAGUUGUUAAGUAGAGCUUUCAGCUUUUAAGCGAUUUUUCAGAAAUGUAUAGCAGGCUGUGUUCGAUGUAGCUGUCUGGGCCUGAAUCAGUGUGUCAGACUGCACAAUCAAUCUUUGUCAAAUUGUCCAGUAGACGUGGUGAAUCUGUAAUAAGUGCAUUUCAGUUUUUAUUGAAUGGGUGUUAUUGAAACAUGUGGAUGUUUGUAAGGGAGUUUGAUGAUGUCAUGGAUUCAGUGAGUUGUACUCCGAGGCCUGUACAACAUUUGAAAUGUUAUCAGUGUGCUUUCUGCAGGCAAAUAUAACGUUAAAUGAUUUUCAGAUGACUGCAUUCUGUGUUACAUCGCUCCUGUUUCAAAUAGUUUUAUGCCUGUACAGAGCACGUUGUCUCAGCUUGUUCCUGUGUGCAGUGUUUGUGCUUGGGACAUGCUGCUGAGGCAAUAUUAGAUGUAGACGUUGGAUAACAAUCAUUCUUUUAGCACCAGUUACUCAGGUUCAUUCACCUAACAGUAAUUUAUACUCCAAGUAUCACCUGGUGUCAUAAUAGCAGUAAUUGUAUAUCUUUGUUGUAUUGCAAGGAUAACUGACGCUACACAACAGGAGUGAAGGAGGUCAAAAUGAAGAAGAUCUUGUUAAAUGUGUGAGGUGUUAAUGUUUCAUCUGAAAAGGACUUUCACUUGCAGUCUUGAAGUUUUCAGGAAAAAUGAAAACCUCUGUUAAUGUUUCUCUCUCCUGAACCUGCUGGAAGAACAUGGUGAACUGAUAAGGACCACAGUUUACCUCUGUGUACUUAGAGGGCCUGUAACUCUGAAAAUAUUCAAAGUACGAGUGUGGCAUGGUUUAUUUAAACGUACUGAGCUAUUGUACAGAAAAAACAUCUGAUUAUGAGUCAAGUGUGAAAUUUUCCAGAUUUUAUAUGAAAUAUAAAUGAUGUUGUUUGGUUUUACAUUAUGUUUCCAUCUGAGGCACCUGAUUAAAAUUUGCACAUUCUAGUCAGCCU